Messenger RNA from Dermacentor silvarum, 674 nucleotides. Its product is annotated as E3 ubiquitin-protein ligase MARCHF2. Gene Ontology annotation, biological process: protein ubiquitination. Gene Ontology annotation, molecular function: ubiquitin-protein transferase activity; zinc ion binding. The transcript has 3 exons. The coding region runs from base 1 to 603 and encodes 200 amino acids. NCBI's taxonomy places the organism in Eukaryota, Metazoa, Arthropoda, Arachnida, Ixodida, Ixodidae. The record is from RefSeq and is a predicted model, not a curated record.
AUGGACUCGCUGAGUGCCACCCCUGCUGGGCCCUCUAGCAAGAACACGAAGCCCGACGACGCCGACAUAUCCGCAUCUGUUUCCGAGGGUCAGCUGUGGUUCCCUACUGCAGCCUUGCCUAUGCCGAGCAUCGGCUUUGCGCACAAGCCGUGCAUGGAACGGUGGGUCUCGGAACGUAGGGAGGAAGAGUGCAACAUCUGCCACUACAGCUACCCGAUCCUGCGGAGGACGGCGAGGACCUUCUGCGACCUGCUUCGUCACCCGGAGGGCCGCAAGGAGCCGCUUGUGUACGCACUGCUGGGCGUCCUGUUCAGCCUGAGCUUGCUGCACGUGUUCGCGUUCGCCUGGAUACUGAGUGUGCGCAUGUGGGUCCGCCUGCCCUGGAUGUACCAGUUGCUGAACGCCGCUGCCCUCCUGGGCCAGUCCCUGCUCUGGUCCGUCUUCCCCUUCGUAGCCUUCAGGAUGGCAUGGGAGAGCUCGCGCCGCUGGUGCCUGCUGAACGCCGAGAUGCGCAUCCUGCUGCCAGAGGACAACGAGAGCCGACCGCCACGCGGCGAACUUCCGCCCUGCCAGGCCCGGAAGACGCCGCUGGCUCCCAACUGAUGCAGAGCAUGCGAAGCUCGCAUCAAAAUUUAGUUGCGCCUCUGGCAGCAAAUAAAAGGCGGCUCUGCCCA